Pseudomassariella vexata is the source of this 891-nucleotide messenger RNA. Its product is annotated as PLAC8 family-domain-containing protein. The annotation marks the transcript as partial. The record is from RefSeq and is a predicted model, not a curated record. NCBI's taxonomy places the organism in Eukaryota, Fungi, Ascomycota, Sordariomycetes, Amphisphaeriales, Pseudomassariaceae. The transcript is spliced from 2 exons.
AAGACUCCAAAAGCGCCAACGCGCGCCCCUCAUUUGAAGCUUUUGGUCGUUCCCUCCACGUUUGCGAGAGUCAACCAUCGUAUCAUUGCCCAAGCUUCAUAUCUUUUCAACCAGACACCUAUUAAUUUGCUUUCUUGCAGGUAUAUCACUCAAAAUCAACAGAAAACAUCUGGCAUACACAGCAAUAAUUCUGCACUGCUUUGCCCUUCCAAUAUUAUUCUCCUCCAUAGUCCGCUUCGCGAUGGCUUACCAACCGCAAACACCCAUGCAACCCAUACAGCCCGCUCAGGACCAAGCUGUCAUGGGCGGCAAGUGGCAGCAGAAUCUUUGCGACUGCUCGCCUGCGAGUCCUGCGUUAUCAGCACUUUCAUUCCAUGUCUCCUUGUUGGCCAAACCGCAGAUCGUCUGCGAGACCCCACGAUGCAGACAGCUGAAGCCUUGAACACCGAGUGCCUAAUUUACGGAGGCCUGCUAUUCUUCACCGGCUUCCAUUGGGUCUACCUAAUGUUAAAGAGAACCGAAAUCCGCGAGCAUUUUGGCAUCCCUGGCAGCACAGUUGAAGACUGCUGUACUACCUACUGGUGUCAUUGCUGUGCUGCCAUUCAGCAAGAUGGCGAGGUCAGGAAGCGGAUCCCCAUCAGUGGGCCGAUUCAGCAGGGAUGUCAUACAAAUAAGGCCGGGAUGCUGAUGCCUCGUCAGACGGGCCACUCCAACAUGCCGUAGUAAGGGGCUAAAUUUUUGGGGAUAAAAGGAAGAGAAUUAGUGGACGCAAAGUGAAAAGACUCGGUCGGUUGUGUUGAUGCCCAGAAAGACGUGGAGGCUAAGGCUCCAGGUUAGGUGAUGGUGAAGAUCGACGAACUUCGCGAUAUUGGCGCGGCUUUAGUAUCAAAC